AUAAACAGAACGCGCAGCCAAUCAGUGCUCGCGAUGGCGCGAGUGACGACAAACAACGGGAAUGAAGCAAAAUUCAAACGUCCCAGCAUUCUUAACCAAGCUAUGGACCCUUGUGGAAGAUUCGGAUACUAACGAGUUUAUCUGUUGGAAUCAGAAUGGUCAGAGUUUCCUUGUAUUGGAUGAGCAGAGAUUUGCAAAAGAAAUUUUACCGAAGUUCUUCAAACAUAACAACAUGGCAAGUUUUGUACGACAGUUAAAUAUGUAUGGAUUUCGAAAGGUAAUUCACAUGGAUACAAGCAUUGUGAAACAGGAACGAGACGGACCAAUUGAAUUUCAGCAUCCAUUUUUUAAGCAUGGACAAGAUGAUUUAUUGGAAAAUAUCAAAAGAAAAGUUUCAGCGACUAAACCUGAAGAUGGAAAAUUUCGGCAAGAAGACUUGAGCAAAAUUAUAUCUACUUUUCAGAAUGUCCAUGAUCAACAUGAAAAUCUAGAUCUAAAGCUUGCUACAUUAAAAAGGGAGAAUGAAGCAUUGUGGAGAGAAGUGUCAGAACUGAGACAGAAACAUUCUCAUCAGCAGCAAGUCAUUAAGAAGAUUUUACAGUUUAUCGUUACUUUGGUUCGAAAUAACCCAAUGGUCAGCCUAAAACGAAAAAGGCCCAUAAUGAUGAAUAAGAAUGGAAGCAAAUCAAAGUUUAUCCAAGAGAUUUUUGAUGAAUCAGUUGAUCAGACAACUGGAAAUCUCAAUGGUAUAAAUGGCUUAAAGAAAAAUUUUGAAGAUGUUGUUAUUUAUGAUGUUACUGAUGACACAGACAAUGAGCAAGAAAUUCCAGAAAAGAUUCAGAAAAGAAGCAAACAUCUCAACAACGUAGCCUCCAUAGAGACCAUUGAAGUAGAAGAUGAAUCUGAUGGCGUUACUAUAGACUGUGAGGAAAAUGCAACAAGUUUGACAAUAACGGAGUCUGAGUUACCAAUGAUUAUUUCUGAAAGUGCUCCGGUAACAAGUAGUGCACUUCAGCUGAAUAAACCACCUGCAGUGAGUUUGGAUGACCCUUCAACAGUGAUGGAUUCGAUCCUCAAUGAAAAUGGAGCAAUUUCACACAAUAUUAAUCUUCUUGGCAGGGCUGAACUUAUGGACUAUUUGGACAGUAUUGAUUGCAGUUUAGAAGACUUCCAAGCUUUACUAUGUGUAAAACAAUUUGGCAUUGAUCCUGAUAACUUGACUGAUGGCAGUGACAUUUCUAAAGAUAACCAGUCAGUACCCAAAGAAACUUCAGAAAACAAUGCUGACAAGCAGCUGGUCCAGUACACAACAUGCCCACUUGCAGCUUUCUUAGAUGGCUAUUCUGCUUUGCCUUCAGAGACUGACAGUUCUGUACCUGAUCUUAAUGAGUCACUGGAUGAAAACUCUGAAGACCCCACUUAUCUUCUUGACGCAUACUUGACCAAAGAGUCCCCCACACGGAGUAAACUGAUUCAUCUUGAACCUUUGACUGAGGCAGAAGCAAGUGAAGCAACAUUGUUCUAUUUAUGUAAACUGAGUCCUGAGACUACAAACAGUGAAUCAUCAUCUGUGUUAGAUGUUUAAGGAAAAGCCCCAAGGAAAUCCUUGUAAAUAUUCAUCAAAAUGAUGAAAGUUUGUUUGCUAGUAUCUUCUGGUACUCUAUGUGCUACAGAAUUAAAGGGUUCUUUGUUUUUAUUUGGUUUAUAUGCAUAAUCUAUGAGCAACUCUGUAUAUUUAUUGCUGUGUACUAUACCCAGGUGUACCUGGUAUCUUGGCAUCAUUAUUGAGGAUAGUGGACUGGGUGUUUUUAUUUUUUGUAUUCUCCAACCCCACCUCAUUAAUUUGCUGUUAUAUACUGUAUAUAAUUUUUACAGAUUAUUUUAUCUUUUUAUCUUUCUCCACCAAAAAAAAAGGGGGGGUUGGGAAGAGUCCUUGUGUUUUAAUCCUUUCUAUCCUAUGCCUCAGACUUAUUCCCAAAGAGAGCAGUAAUGAGGCCCAAGGAAAUGGAAGUGCCUACAGUUUAACUUGCUUAGUGCAGCCUCUUUGUAAAAUUGUUUUCACAAUGGUUUAUCUGUAUGAACAAAUAUCCUGGUAAACGGCAUUUGGCUUUUGAUGUGCACUUUCUCCGACAUAUCAUUGCUACAUUCUAUAAUCGGUCCUAAUAAAUCACAUUUUACGUUUUUGU
This is a messenger RNA of Erpetoichthys calabaricus (reedfish), 2186 nucleotides long. It is a transcript of the gene hsf2, whose product is annotated as heat shock transcription factor 2. The transcript has 13 exons. Gene Ontology annotation, molecular function: sequence-specific DNA binding; DNA-binding transcription factor activity. Gene Ontology annotation, biological process: regulation of DNA-templated transcription. NCBI's taxonomy places the organism in Eukaryota, Metazoa, Chordata, Cladistia, Polypteriformes, Polypteridae. Bases 62 to 1585 code for a protein of 507 amino acids. The record is from RefSeq and is a predicted model, not a curated record.